GUUGGUAAACCACCUGCGGGAAAAUUGCAAACUGCUCGGAGAUUUGCACUUUUCCUAGUUUUAACCGCGUUCUUGUGUUUAUUUACUUAUUUAUUUACUUUAUUGUGACCGGGCUGUGUCCUCGUGUCCGCUUGUGUCACAGCACCAUGUUUAUCUCCUCGCAAAACUCGAAGCAUGAAGCCUUUAAAGAUUUCACCCUCGUCAUGCCAGCAGUGGCCGUUGGUAACGUGGGUCAGCUGGCAGUCGACCUCCUCGUGUCCACUCUCAACAUGAGCAGAGUGGGUUACUUUCACACAGACUGCCUCAUCCCCAUGGCAGGUAACAACCCGUACGCCACCUGCAAAGAGGACGCGGAGGAGGUGCACACUCCUGCAGAAGUUUACACAGCGACAGAACUGAAGUUAGCGGUCCUUCAGAUCAGAGCACCAAUUAUUCAGACAAAAUCCAAACGGUUUCGGCAGCAGCUCGUGUCCUGGAUAAAAGCCAGCGGCUUUUCCCGGACGGUGGUUCUGUCCAGCAGCCACGCCUACCAGAGGGACGACAAGCAGCUGCAGGGCACUCCCCUGAGGUACCUGGCCACGCCGUCCCUGCUCAAAGGAAGUGCUGAUGCUCUGAAAGAGCUGGGCUGGAGAGAGAUGGAGCGAGUAGCGGCCUUUCCUGGACUAACGGACACCGACAGCGAGCCACGACUCUACAUCCCGGGAGGGGGAAUCACAAAGGGACUUUACACGGACAGUUGUGCUGUGGAUCUCCCACUGGCCGUGCUGCUGCUCUUCUGCUCAGAAGGCGACAAUAUCCCAGAUGCCUUUGCUCUGGUCGCCCGUCUCAACGACUGGCUCCAUCUCCUGGACAACCAGAGCCAAGAUCUUCAGGGAAAGUGGAAGAUGCCCUCUUCCUGGAGUCUCCUGUUCGGGAGCGGCAUUCCUCCUGCUCUGUUCUGAUGCACAUUUAUAGUUUCUAUUUACGGUUUUCAUGUAAUAAUUAAAGCUCUAAAAUUACACAAAUGUGUUUUCUGUUUGGAAUCUCCUUCAAUAAGUCUGUAAAAAAUCCAUCAUUUUCUAUUUCUAUUUUAAAUGUAAUCUUAACCUGUGUCAGUUCUAUC
Cololabis saira (Pacific saury) is the source of this 1102-nucleotide messenger RNA. RefSeq names its product proteasome (prosome, macropain) assembly chaperone 2 (gene psmg2). The transcript is spliced from 7 exons. Gene Ontology annotation, biological process: proteasome assembly. The coding region runs from base 147 to 941 and encodes 264 amino acids. Gene Ontology annotation, cellular component: cytosol; nucleus. The record is from RefSeq and is a predicted model, not a curated record. Lineage: Eukaryota; Metazoa; Chordata; Actinopteri; Beloniformes; Belonidae.